Molecule: messenger RNA, 1014 nt
Organism: Triticum urartu
Lineage: Eukaryota; Viridiplantae; Streptophyta; Magnoliopsida; Poales; Poaceae
Product: putative 4-hydroxy-4-methyl-2-oxoglutarate aldolase 2
Biological process (GO): regulation of RNA metabolic process
Molecular function (GO): ribonuclease inhibitor activity
Source: RefSeq, a predicted model, not a curated record
CCCACCACCACCACCACCAUCGCCAUCACACCACGGGAAAGAAAAAGGAAAAAAGGAGCUUCCUUUCUUCUCCCCCGCUCCUCGGAUUGGAUCCCUCCCCUUCCCUCCUCUGAUUCCAUUCCGUUGGAGCCCGGCAAGGUGACGGCGGAGUGAAGAUCUCGACAGGACUGCCGGCGCCCCUCCCUCCGCUGCCUCGCUCCCCACGGCGGCGAGGCGAGACCCACCGGCGACGCGCGGCCAGCCCUGAAUUGAAUCAGCUACCAUGGCGGCCUUGCCGUUAGCCACGGCGGAAGUCUGCGACGCCAACUCGCACCUCAUCACCGGCGGUGAGCUGCGCGCGCUGCAGCCCAUCUUCCAGAUCUACGGGAGGCGGCAGGUCUUCGCGGGCCCCAUCGUGACGCUCAAGGUGUUCGAGGACAACGUGCUGGUGCGCGAGUUCCUGGAGGAGAAGGGCCAGGGCAGGGUGCUGGUGGUGGACGGCGGCGGCAGCCUGCGGUGCGCCAUCCUGGGCGGCAACCCCGUCCAGCAGGCGCAGAACAACGGGUGGGCGGGCAUCGUGGUGAACGGGUGCAUCCGGGACGUGGACGAGAUCAACGGGUGCGACAUCGGCGUGCGCGCCCUCGCCUCGCACCCCAUGAAGGCCAACAAGAAGGGGAUGGGCGAGAAGCACGUCCCGGUCACCAUCGCGGGCACCAGGAUCUGCGACGGCGAGUGGCUCUACGCCGACACCGACGGCAUCCUCGUCUCCAGGACCGAGCUCAUCGUGUAGGAGAGGCUGACGCCUCGUUGGCCGUGUUGUUCCACUCUGUGGUUGUAUUUGCUUGUCUGUAACAUGAUGGAUGAACUGGCUCUGCAUAAGAGAGGAGGGUGCUUGCUGUUGCUGCCUCUGCCCUCCCUUAUUGAAUGAUGUUGUAUCUGAACUUCAGAUUCAGAAGCCUGUAAUAAUUGUAAGCUUAUCUUGCCUGAUCAAAUGGAAUGAGGAAUGGGAAUAAAAUUAUUAGUUGGGUGCCUGCA